GGUGCCUGCAUUCUAAGCCGCUGACAGCAGAGGUGGAGCCGCCACACGUCACCGGCCGGGCACCUUAUAAGCUGGGAUUCAGAAAUUGGGAGUCAUUUACUGCAAGAGACACAAGGAAAUAGUCGGUGUGAGAGGACGAAAGCUGCUACAGAAAACAGUACACGCCUGGGAAUCACCAUAAUCCUUUUGAGUAUUGUCUUGGACGACUAAUUGGAAGGAUCUCCAUCGAUAGACCUUUAUGCCAAUCAGGUCAGGGAGGCGCAGAACCUCGACCAAACUCUUCAAGAUGCCUCGUCUCUCCUUCAUCACUGGGGGGAAGAAGGCAAAGCGGAUGGUACGAACAGGGACCUUCAGGAAGCCUCGGAAGCUGCAGAGUCAGGACUACCAGACCUUACUGGAGAACUGUCUGAGGAGGAAGCAGCUGUUUGUGGAUGAGACCUUCCCGGCCGAGAUCAGCUCCAUCGGCAGCGGAGACCUGUUACGAAAAGUGCCGCCGUCCGUGGAAUGGAGGAGGCCACACGAGCUGGUGAAGAAUCCGCAGUUCCUUGAAAACGCCAGCCGCUUCGAUUUGCACCAGGGAAUCACAGAAAAUUGCUGGUUUUUGGCCGCCCUCGCCUCCGUCACUUUCCACAAAAAUUUACUCAGCAACGUGGUCCCUCGCAACCAGAGCUUUGACAAGAAUUAUGCGGGAAUCUUCCACUUCCGAUUCUGGCGCUUCGGGGAGUGGGUGGAUGUGGUCGUGGACGAUCGCCUGCCCGUGGACAAAGAUGGAAAGCUCCUGUUUGUCUCAUCCACAAGGAAGAAUCUGUUUUGGGGGGCUCUUUUGGAGAAAGCCUAUGCCAAGCUCUGUGGUUCUUAUGAAGAUUUACGGAUCGGACAAGUGUCUGAAGCUCUGGUAGAUUUCACCGGCGGAGUCAACUUAACCAUCAAAUUAGAGCAGGCCCCCGCGGACCUAUGGCAGAUCAUGAUGAGAGCAGCGUACAGCGGCUGUCUGAUGGGAUGCCAGACCCGCUCAGGGCCUGAAAGGGUCCUGGAGAACGGGUUAGUUGCCGGACACGCGUACACUGUGACCGCCAUCAGAUCGGUGACCUGCAAAUCCGGAACAGAAAACCUAGUCAGGCUGAGAAACCCAUGGGGAAAGAUUGAAUGGAAAGGGAAUUGGAGUGACAGUUCCUCAAAAUGGGACCAACUCAGCCUCAAGGAAAGACUACUGCUGCGGAAGACCAGAGAGGAUGGAGAAUUCUGGAUGUCUAUUGAAGAUUUUGAGGCUCAUUUCGUAGAGUUGGUCAUCUGCAAGCUGACCCCUGACCUGAUGAGUCACGAGAACGGCAAAGAGUGGACAUUAUCAAUGCAAAUAGGGAAAUGGGUGGAGGGCCGGACGGCGGGCGGCAGAAUGACCUAUACAGAAUCCUACUGGAAAAACCCCCAGUACCGGCUGAAGAUCCUCUUAGGAGAUGAGAUGGAGAAAUACACAAAUGCCUGCAAUGUUCUGGUGUCCCUUCUUCAAAAGCAGAACCACAAACACAGAAACCAGUCCCCCCCGCUCUACAUCGGGAUCUCCAUCUUCAAGGUGCCACUUGAGUAUCAGGGUAUAAGGACUCGGCUUCCACAAGAAUUCUUUCUACUCAACCGUCCAGUCAACAACAAGUGCGUGUUCAUCAAUGAGCGGGAGGUGACCCAAGACUUCCACCUGCCCCCCGGCUCCUACGUCAUUGUCCCCUCCACGGCGGAGCCCGGACAAGAGUGCGAGUUCAUCCUUCGUGUUUUCUCCAGAAAUCAUCUACUAGAGGUUCAAGGAGAAAGUUCAAAUACAGUUCUGUGCUGCAAGAAAAUUGCUGAUAAACAGGAUGAUCUAGACAAUUUCAUCAUCAAAUAUUUUGAAAAGUAUCCGGAAAUCCAAGUCUCCCAGCUGCAGAUGUUGCUGAAUAAAGCAUCGUGGUCAAGUCUCCGGCACGCUCCAGUCAAGUUCAGCUUAGACGCCUGUAAAGUCAUUAUGGCUCAGUUGGACGUAAGUGCCUCCGGGACUCUGAACAUGAUCGAGUUCUACAAUCUAUGGCAGCGACUUAUCUCUUACCAGGAGAUUUUCCAGAGGAGAGACAUUGAUAAAUCGGGAUAUCUGGAACUGAAUGACCUGCGGGCCGCCGUGCAAGAGAAAGGAAUCACAUUAAGUCGUCAGAUCUACAACCUCAUGGCGCUGCGAUACGGCAACUCAUCUCUGAAAAUCGAUUUUGAGAAUUUCGUGUGCCUCAUGCUGAGGAUGGAGAUCAAUGGAGAGGUCUUUCAGAACUUGAGCAAAGAUGGAAAAGGAAUCUAUUUAAAUGAAGCAGAGUGGAUGAUGCUGACUCUCUACGCCUGAUGUCGAAAAAAAAAACAACCCAGGAUCUUUUUAAGGAUAUUUGCACUGAAAUUAUAUAAUCAAUUUUAAAUAGAUUUUUACUAUUUAUUUUUAUUCAACAAUCAAGAUCGAUUUAUACUGAAGUCCGAAGACAUUUCUAAAGCACAAGUUCGAUUUUUUUUUUGCUUAUCAUUUUUUUUAAAUACAUAUAUAUAUAUAUAUUUUAUUCAUCUGUGACCGAGCACUCCCAGUAAAUAUUAAGGGGGAUUGGAAGCGAUACUCUCUGAUACUCGGGAGAUGCUCUGCUGAUGCCUACAGCUGCUACGAAUCAUGAUGAUAUUCAUAUUAUCCGGUUAUACAUGAAGAUUCCUCUAUAAUCUGCCUUCCAAUACUCCGGCCAUUCCCAUAAUCUGGCACCACACUGCCCGAUGGAAUUACAUAUAGCGGUGGAUUAUUACACUGACUACAGAUGAGCCUAUAAGAACUGUGAAUGUAGAUGAAGAUGCUGCUGGUUAGUGUCUGCGCCUCCAUGUAGCCAUUUUUAUGCCUAUUUAUUUUUUAUUGUUACAUUGUAUUAGAUCCUGUUAUUUAUUUAUUUAUUUAAAAGAUUCAUUAUUUAUUCCUUAAAUUUUCUA
This is a messenger RNA of Bufo gargarizans (Asiatic toad), 2970 nucleotides long. RefSeq names its product calpain 14 (gene CAPN14). Gene Ontology annotation, molecular function: calcium ion binding; calcium-dependent cysteine-type endopeptidase activity. The transcript has 23 exons. Gene Ontology annotation, biological process: proteolysis. Gene Ontology annotation, cellular component: cytoplasm. The coding region runs from base 239 to 2356 and encodes 705 amino acids. The record is from RefSeq and is a predicted model, not a curated record. NCBI's taxonomy places the organism in Eukaryota, Metazoa, Chordata, Amphibia, Anura, Bufonidae.